Funneliformis caledonium is the source of this 346-nucleotide messenger RNA. Lineage: Eukaryota; Fungi; Glomeromycota; Glomeromycetes; Glomerales; Glomeraceae. The record is from the annotation of a GenBank genome assembly.
AUGCUGUGUCUAACAAAAUGUAAAAAGCAUUUAAGGAAAGCUUAUGAAGUAAAGACUAUGAACUGGAAUAUCAAAAGUAACAUUGAUAAUAUGCAAAUCGAUGUUGAUGAUAUAUCCAUUCACGAUGACUCCAAUAAUGAUAAUCUUUCUAAUCUGGUAGAGAAUGAUAAAGCUAUAAAUAUUGUAAAAAGGUUGCAAGAAGCAGCAAAAAAAUAUUAUCAAGAACAUACCUAUCAUAAAAGAUGCAGAUUGUUAUAUACUUUUUGGAGUACUGAGAAAUUUACUGAGAAUAUUAAUGUAGAAAUAGAUGAUAGUACUAGUGAGCAGUCAAAUGAUGAAAUUGAGG